AUGGUGGUGUUUAGCACUGUCGCCUCACAGAAAAAAGCAUUCUAUAUAAGAAGCAUCUUCCUGUUCAUUGAGCCCAAUACUAGUGUGACUCGGGACACCAAUGUGACUGUGAGAUGUAAGGCCACCGUCGGAAGCUUGAGAAGGGAGGUGCUGAGUCGUGAGUACACGAUAUACAAGGACAGCAAAAAGGUGUACACCAAGACCUCAAGCACAUCAGAGAAUCUGCUGUACCAGCUGCCCGGGGCCUGACUCUCCAACACCGUCAGAUAUAAGUGCAAGAUCAAUAUCGAGGGCAGAGAGAAGACAAGUGAAGCUACACAACUCACCGUGACAGGCAUGAAACCAGUUGUCCACCUUAACAAAGAGGUUGUCAGUGAAGGGGAGGUAACAGCCACAUGCACAGCGCCCGGGGAGACAGGCUCCAUUUACUUCUGCUUCUAUGAGGACUCCACAGAGAUCCUGGACGGUGUGGUCCACUCCAACCAGCUAGAAGCCAAGUUAACUCUCAGCAGCAUUGGCAUCCACAAUCUUAGCUGUGCCUAUGCUGUCCCAAUAAUGCCACUCUACUUCAAGUCUGAAGAGAGCAACAUUAUCACUGUUUCAGUCAAAGAGUUCCCCAUCACUCCAGUCCUGGAGAUUUUGCCUCAGUCCAAGGUUUAUGAAGGAGAUCAACUCAGCAUCUCGUGCACCUUCAGAACACUUCUCAACAUCUCUGUGAGCAGCCCUCCCUAACUGGACCUGGUCCACGGGACAAAGAUUCUCAGCAGGGGAGAAACCAAGAUCAACCACAGCAUGGUCGCUCUGGCAGAGGACCCUGGGGAUUUUGAGUGCAGAAUGGAGAUAGGACAUGUGACCAAAGGCACCACAGAGAUGGUUCCAGUGACUGAGCUGUUUUCGGCGCCCACUCUCACCAUGUCUUCUGCCGAAGUCUUUCAAAAGGAUUAUAUGACACUAACCUGCAGAAGUGAGAACUACGCCUCUGAAAGAAUCACCAGGGAAGAUCUGACUUACACUCUUGAGCCGCCUGACAGCCCACUGACCCCCAAGACGCCCGGGGUCUUCUCUGGCAAGGCCCUGCAACAUGAUUUUGACUAUACCUGUGUAGCUCAAGCCAAGGGCAUCAUGAAACACAGUAACACCCUGACUGUAUCUCCAAAAGGUGAGCUAACAUGA
Molecule: messenger RNA, 1173 nt
Organism: Limanda limanda (common dab)
Lineage: Eukaryota; Metazoa; Chordata; Actinopteri; Pleuronectiformes; Pleuronectidae
Gene: pecam1b
Product: platelet and endothelial cell adhesion molecule 1b
Biological process (GO): cell surface receptor signaling pathway
Molecular function (GO): transmembrane signaling receptor activity
Source: RefSeq, a predicted model, not a curated record